Stegostoma tigrinum is the source of this 825-nucleotide messenger RNA. RefSeq names its product transmembrane emp24 domain-containing protein 11-like. Gene Ontology annotation, cellular component: Golgi apparatus; endoplasmic reticulum; COPII-coated ER to Golgi transport vesicle. The record is from RefSeq and is a predicted model, not a curated record. The transcript has 6 exons. Bases 1 to 825 code for a protein of 274 amino acids. NCBI's taxonomy places the organism in Eukaryota, Metazoa, Chordata, Chondrichthyes, Orectolobiformes, Stegostomatidae. Gene Ontology annotation, biological process: endoplasmic reticulum to Golgi vesicle-mediated transport; Golgi organization; intracellular protein transport.
AUGCCGACAACCCAGGACACCAUCAUCAAUAACAACACUACCAUGAAACUACCAGAUCUGUGCCUCACAAUCCACUUCACCUUCAACAACAACACAUGCAAACAAAUCAACGGAAAACCAGUGGGAUCCCCAAUAUCAUGGCUUAUUGCAGAAGCAGAAAUGCAAAGUAAAAUGAAAUAUCUAGUCACAGAAUUUCUGUUCAUUUUGAGCUGGAGUCUCACCUCCUCUCUCUAUUUUCAUCAGGGGGAGAAAGAAGAAAAGUGUAUCAUAGAGGACAUACCAGGUGAUACCCUGGUUACAGGACAUUACAAAAUCCAAUCGUGGGAUUUGGCCACACGAGAUUUUCUUCCUUCUGCUCCAGGUUUGGGGAUGUUUGUGAAUGUCAAAGGUCCGGAUGGGCAGGUUUUGUUGCAUAAACUGUAUGGGCCGGACAGUCGUUUUACAUUUCAGUCACACUUUCAAGGGGAGCACCAUAUCUGCCUCAUGUCCAACUCCACCAAAAUAGCUGUGUUUGCUGGGACCAAACUGCGCAUAAAUCUGGAUGUUCAAGUUGGUGAACAGGCCAUUGAUGAGUCUCUCAAAGAAACUAAAGACACAGUCAAUGAAGUGAAGGAAAGAUUGCUGUAUUUGCUGAACCAGAUGCAAUAUAUCAGCAGGCAGCAGGAUUACCAAAGGUCACGUGAAGAAGAAUUUCGUCAAAUAAAUGAAGAAACUAACAGUAGCGUCUUAUGGUGGGCCAUUUUUCAAACCGUUAUCCUCCUCUCAAUGGGAGCUUGGCAAAUGAAGCAGAUGAAAAAUUUCCUGAUAGCCAAGAAACUAGUAUGA